AUGCAACCAAGCCCUUCUGCAGCUACGCCAUUACCACAGUCUGACACCCACCCCGACGACUCUGGUUAUUCUGUGCAAGACCUGUUCCCGUUGGUCGGACAAACAAAACCUGCUGCUUCUAGUCAAGGAAUGGGACCUUUUGCUCUCGCAGUGUGA
Molecule: messenger RNA, 156 nt
Organism: Cooperia oncophora
Lineage: Eukaryota; Metazoa; Nematoda; Chromadorea; Rhabditida; Trichostrongylidae
Source: the annotation of a GenBank genome assembly